CACUAUUCCUAUUGGUUGUCGUUCUUGCAGGCAGUGACUUUUCUGUCUGAACGGCUCCGUACUGCAGGAUGUUGGUGUUAGUAUUAGGAGAUCUUCAUAUCCCACAUCGCUGCAACAGCUUGCCAGCAAAAUUCAAAAAGCUUCUGGUUCCAGGGAAGAUACAGCACAUCCUGUGCACUGGAAAUCUCUGCACCAAGGAGAGCUAUGACUACCUCAAGACACUUGCUGGGGAUGUUCACAUUGUCAGAGGCGACUUUGAUGAGAACCUAAAUUACCCAGAGCAAAAAGUUGUCACAGUUGGACAAUUUAAGAUUGGUUUGAUCCAUGGUCACCAAGUUAUUCCCUGGGGUGACAUGGCUAGUUUGGCAUUGCUGCAGAGACAACUGGAUGUUGAUAUUCUUAUUUCAGGACAUACCCAGAAAUUUGAAGCAUUUGAGCAUGAAAACAAAUUUUAUAUCAAUCCAGGAUCUGCUACUGGAGCCUACAAUGCACUAGAAAACAACAUCAUUCCUUCCUUUGUAUUGAUGGACAUCCAGGCUUCUACAGUUGUCACUUACGUGUAUCAGUUAAUCGGAGAUGAUGUGAAAGUAGAAAGAAUAGAGUACAAAAAAUCCUAAAAUAAAUUCCUUUAACUGUUCAUUGCCUUUUAAUCUUCAUUCCCAUUUAUUUCAGAAUUAAAAUAUACGCAGUUCAUGUAUGACCUAGGCAUCUUAUUGUAGCCAUUAUAUACUAAUGUUUUGCAUUUUUUAUUUACUGUUGCUGUAGGAAUGUUGUGAACUAUUAUAGCAAUGAUUGACUUGUUUAUAUGUUCAAAAAACAAUUGUGCCACUCUGCAUUAAUAGCUGUAUAAAAGUACAGAUUUGUAAAUAACAUUCACAGAAAUAUGUAACAAAAUAACAAUACAAAUUAUAAUUCUA
This is a messenger RNA of Bombina bombina (fire-bellied toad), 917 nucleotides long. It is a transcript of the gene VPS29, whose product is annotated as VPS29 retromer complex component. Gene Ontology annotation, cellular component: retromer complex; endosome. NCBI's taxonomy places the organism in Eukaryota, Metazoa, Chordata, Amphibia, Anura, Bombinatoridae. The transcript has 4 exons. Bases 69 to 617 code for a protein of 182 amino acids. The record is from RefSeq and is a predicted model, not a curated record. Gene Ontology annotation, biological process: retrograde transport, endosome to Golgi; intracellular protein transport.